AUGAGACCCUCCGGGGCCGUUGACACCCCCCGACCACCCGACGCCGCCUCGAUGACGAGCGCCCAUGAUGGGUAUGACCCCCAGCAGAUCAUGGCAUUAGCCCGUCAUCCGCCCCCGGGCGCUUCCGUCUACUCUCCCACGGCAGCACCUACGGCCGCCUUGAACCCGCGCAGCUGCGUUACAUGUAGGAGAAGAAAGGUUCGCUGCGACAAACACAUGCCCUGCUCCAAUUGUCGAAGGGCCGAGAUCCCCUGCAUCUUCCCUGCCCCCGGCCGAGCCCCUCGCCGUCCGCGCCCCAAGGACCCCAGUGCGCUGGCAAAACCGCCCUCGAGUGAGCGAGAGCUGGAACUGAUGAAACGGCUGCGGAAGCUGGAGGGGAUCGUCGAAGAACUGAGCGGUCAGAUCGAGGUCGAGCCGGUGCGCCACCCUCACAGCGCCGGGAACUCGCCCGAAGGGACGGCCUAUUCGAGGGACGAGCACACCGCUGGAGGACGACUUUGGCCUGGCGCCAACUCCGUCGGCGGCCCCAUCGGCGGCUUUGGUCAUGAUUCCCCUUCAAUGGCCGGCGUGAGGCUGCAGACCGGCCCAGAGUCGAGGCCCCUGUCAGAAACGGACUCAUACGGGAAGGCGUCGCCCGAUGUGCACAAGCAAUUUGGCCGCUUGGUCCUGAGCGACAAGGGCGUGACGCGAUACGUUAGUAGCUCGGUGUGGUCGUCCAUCAACGACGAGCUGGAGGAACUGCGCAAGGCGUCGCAGUAUCUCACCGACGAGUCGGACGAGUCAGACGCCGAAGCGACGCCCGAGUCAGCCGACCACGACAAGCACUUGAUGGACCACCAGUCCUUCAUUCUCGGAUACCGCUCAGCCGACGUCGACCUGAAACCCCUGCACCCCUUACCAUCCCAGAUUCCCUUCAUCUGGCAGGUCUACACGGAGAACGUUGACCCCAUCCUCAAGGUCGUUCACGUGCCAACAAUGAGCAAAUUGAUCAAGGACGUCCGACAUAACCUCGACAGUCUCACUCCUUCGACCGAAGCGCUCAUGUUUGCCAUCUAUUACGCUGCCACCACCUCGCUAGACGAGGACGAGGUCAAACUCAAUUUUGGCACCGAGAAGAGCGUCCUGAUGCAGAAAUACCGCUUCGCGACCGAGCAGGCGCUGGCCAAGGCCGAGUUCCUCACCAAACCCGACUUCACAGUACUCCAGGCUCUCAUGCUCUUCCUUGUCCUCGUCCGUCGGCACGACGACACCAUCUUUGCGUGGACUCUCACCGGCCUCCUCAUUCGCCUCAGUCAGGUCUUGGGCCUACAUCGCGACGGAACCCACUUCCCGAAUCUGACGCCCUUCGAGAUUGAGAUGCGUCGCAGGCUUUUCUGGGCCGUGUGCGUCUUGGAUCUUCGGUCCGCCGAGGACCAAGGGACCGAUCUCACUAUUGUUCCCGGGACGUUCGACACGCAGAUUCCGCUCAACAUCAACGACUCAGACAUCUCCCCCGAAUGCCCGCGCCUCCCCGAGCCAAGGGAAGGCACCACAGACAUGGCCUUCUCGCUUGUCCGAUACGAAAUUUGCUCGCUUGCGAGACGGCUGCACACCGUAUCGUCGGGCCUGACGCCUGCAUAUCUGGACGAAUCCAAGUUGGCUAACAAGUCUUUGGAGGAGCGAGAGGCUUUGCUCAGGGAGGUGUCUCAGCGCGUCGAACAGCGGCUGCUGAAGGACACCUCGAGCGCCCUGUUCUGGGUUGCAUCCAACAUCACCCGAAUCGUCGUUGCCAAAAUGACGCUGAUGAUUUACCAACCCGUAUUAUUCCCGGGACCGGGCAACGACCAUGUGCUGUCCGACGACGUCCGGGCCCGUCUCUUCAAUGCGGGACUUGACGUGUUCGAGUACAGCCAUAUUCUGAAGACGGAUCCGCGGGGGAAGCAGUGGCGCUGGCUCUUCGAGACAUGGACGCACUGGCAUGCUCUGGCCUACACCCUGAUCGAAGUCUCGCACCGGCCGUGGGGCCCCAAGGCGGAGCGCGCGUGGGCAGCGCUGAACCUAACCUUCCAAUCGCCCAACCCUGCUGAGAUCGAGAAGCUGAUGAGCCACCACGCCGUGUGGAUGCCACUGAGGAAGCUGUACCUCAAGGUGAAGAAGCACCGCGAUGCCGAGAUCGCUCGGUUGCAGACGGAUCCGCAGGCAGCGCGUGAGCUCGACCGGCAGGACCGGUCUGGGACGCCCCCGACAUCCUUUGCCGCCAUCCCUACCUCCAUGAAAGCAGCCCUUGCUCUCGAGCGAUGGCGCAAGCUCGUCAACUUGCCCCCGCCAUCGCAGGAGCCUAUCAAUGCCCAACAACAACAAGCACAACAGGCGCCACAACCACGACUUAUAGAAAGGAGCCACACCGUCCCGCAGAUGAAUUCGAUGAACAUGCGACCCGGCGGUAUUCCCGCGAACUUUGCCAAGCCGGAACUGAUGCAGUAUCUUGACGACGCCAUGGCGAACCCUUCCUUCAUUCCCACCGACUUUGUCGGGCUCUGGGACUCGGCCGCCGACGAUAUCAUCCGGGCCGCGAUCUACAGCUCCCCGGCGGGCGAAUUACCGGGCGCCGCACAACAGGGCGUCCAAGGUAUGGGCUAUGACCCGGGCAACAUGCCGAUUCAGGGCAUCCAACAACCACAACCACAACAGCAGCAGCAACAGCAGCUGGGCCGGAUUCCGACCCCGAUGUCCUUGCCCACUCAGCUCCAACCCCAGCAGCAGCAGCAGGUCCAGCAGCAGGGGAUGGCGCAGGCGCCGGCUCCAGCUGCGAAUGGUGGUGGUGUUGUGGAGGAGAGCCUGCCGCCGUGGCUGUGGCCGGUGCCGACGAACGGCUCGCCUGAUAUCCUGCGCAAUCUGCCCAACAUCAUGGGCGCCGAGGAUAUGGACAUGGCUAUGGAUGAAGGGUUCGACUGGCAGACGUGGCAGGAGAGUCUGGGGAGGUACGAGGUCGAGGCGAAUGGGGGACGGGCGGGGAGUACCUGGGGUCCAGGGCUCUAG
This is a messenger RNA of Parathielavia appendiculata, 3018 nucleotides long. RefSeq lists its product as uncharacterized. Lineage: Eukaryota; Fungi; Ascomycota; Sordariomycetes; Sordariales; Chaetomiaceae. The transcript has 4 exons. Bases 1 to 3018 code for a protein of 1005 amino acids. Gene Ontology annotation, biological process: regulation of DNA-templated transcription; DNA-templated transcription. Gene Ontology annotation, molecular function: DNA-binding transcription factor activity, RNA polymerase II-specific; zinc ion binding; DNA binding. The record is from RefSeq and is a predicted model, not a curated record.